Solanum dulcamara is the source of this 738-nucleotide messenger RNA. Its product is annotated as probable inactive dual specificity protein phosphatase-like At4g18593. The transcript is spliced from 3 exons. The coding region runs from base 201 to 620 and encodes 139 amino acids. Gene Ontology annotation, molecular function: protein tyrosine/serine/threonine phosphatase activity. NCBI's taxonomy places the organism in Eukaryota, Viridiplantae, Streptophyta, Magnoliopsida, Solanales, Solanaceae. Gene Ontology annotation, biological process: protein dephosphorylation. The record is from RefSeq and is a predicted model, not a curated record.
GCCAAGAUUGAACUUGGACUUGUAAGCCCAAACCCGUUUCAAUUGAGACCCUAAACCCAAUUGAUUUCGGAUUUGACUCAACCACAACAUUCAAAUACCGCUAUACUCCUUCAUGGCAACAAACUCGUUCUUUUUCCGACGAAUCCUCGCACUUCUCUUUCUUCUGCAAAAAAAUCAGCACUAUAAAGUGACUUAGUACCAUGGAAGCACCUAAUAACUCUGAUGUUAGUAUUGAUAGUUCUCAAAAGGACUCUGAUGUUAGUAUUGAUCCAAAACCUCAAGUUAUAUACCGCUGCAAGAAAUGUCGAAGGAUUGUUGCAUCAGAAGAGCAAGUUGUUCCACAUGAACCUGGUGAAGGCCAAAAAUGUUUCAAAUGGAAAAAGAGAAGCGACAAUCCCUACAAGGAGUUACCUCAAUGCUCCUCUAUUUUUGUUGAGCCCAUGAAGUGGAUGCAAGUUGUGGAAGAUGGUUGUGUCCAAGAUAAGCUUCAGUGCCUGGGUUGUAAAGCUCGGCUCGGUUACUUCAAUUGGGCAGGCAUGCAGUGCAACUGUGGAGCAUGGAUUAACCCUGCAUUUCAGCUGCACAAGAGUCGACUAGAUGAGUGUGUCAUCUUUAAAUAAUUGCCUGAGUUUUCUGUUGAGGCAUGGUUAGUAGUUAUGUAAAUCAGUUAAGAACUUACAGUCGUCCUGCGUAUUUUGUAAGAAAGCAGACGAUUUUUUAUUGAUGGAGUAUUUGAUA